This is a messenger RNA of Effrenium voratum, 2347 nucleotides long. NCBI's taxonomy places the organism in Eukaryota, Dinophyceae, Suessiales, Symbiodiniaceae. The record is from the annotation of a GenBank genome assembly.
AGCCCCUUCAGUGUUGAAGGGGCCGUAAAGAUAAAGAGUUGUGAAUCGCAAUGCCGACUCCAACAACUGCACUGGAUCUCCAAAGAGAUAUCCUCCAACUGCGAGAAGAGCUGCUGGGGAAAUUUCAGCGCCUUGAAAUUCGUCUCCAAAGACUCGAGACAAAACAGCUGAACGGGCUGGAGGCAAAUGAUGUGGCGACACAUUCGCCGUUGGCUGGCGAAGAUGGUGGUGGCAAUGAGAUGGUGGAGAUGAAGGUGGAUGAGAAUGUGACGCAACCAGAUCUUUGGGAUGUAGAGCUGAAAACUGGAGAUGCGAUUUCGAGACAGACAACGCAGCAAUCCUUUGAUGACAUGUCAGAGCAGCAGGAAGGCCAAGUUCAUUUUGGAGAGAGCGCAUGGACUUUUCCUUUUGUCAUUGGUUUGGUCCCUGCCGGUCAGUGGGAUAUGACCUUCUCCAUUCUGCUGUUGCUACUGAAUCUGGGUAUGCAGGUAGCAUUUACAAUCAUCAUUUCCACGGAUGAUUUCAUGGGCACCCCCUUUUGGCGUCAAAUCCACUAUGCGAAGCGAUGGCGCAUCAGUAUGGCGCACGACUAUCAAUAUUUGGACCUGGCUGGGAGGAGCUUGGUGUCGCGCGUUUGUGCAGGGGAUGGGGCGUUGAUUCUGUCCACCACCCAAGCCACCCUAGUGGAGCAGAUCAACAGCUUCUUGGGAUUGCAGGAGGAUCAGUUCGAGGCCCCCUUUUUUCAGCCCGGGACGUUGCUUUGUAUGCUGUGUAUGCUCUUUUGGAGCCUUUGUGUCUACAAGGAGUACCGCAACAUUUGGCUGGGUUUGGAGGUGGUAUUGCGGAUCCCCCGCUCUGACCAGUCGAUCUUCCGCGACAAUACCUUGCGCAGUAUCUGCAAAGGACGCUUCAAGAUUCUGUUAUUCACAUAUUUGGCACGUGCCGCCAUAGCCACGCUACUUCUUGGCGCAGGAAUUCGGUGGCUUGCUGAAACCACAUCCAUCACUGACUUGAUGCUCAAUUGUGUGGCACUGAAUGCAAUCCUGGAUAUAGAUGAGUUUUUGUUUGCCGGCUUCACUCCAAUUUCAAUUCAAGUGGCGGUCCAGAACUUGAAACCUGUCAAGAUGAAGUACGGCCGACAGCGCAGCCAGCUUGAGAGUUUUGGCUUGCUAAUCCUGCUGAUCGGCACACUGCUCAUACCCUACUUGUUCUUACUGCAGCCGCUAGCUGAAUCGAUGAUUGCUGUGAAAAUAGAGCUCUGUGGCGGCAAUCAAACCUUUGUGAUAGGACGCAAUUCAGAAACCCAGCAAAAUAUCGGACUUGUGACCAAAAGCGGCUUCGACGCUUCAGAUCUCACCAUCACCGAACUGGCGGUUGACAUUCACAAGUCCACGACAGGAUCUGAAGAGCCGUACCUUUUCUUCUUCGCUCCCAAUGCUCGUGGCUUUGACCAGCAACUCAAUGCGGACAUGGCUACUACUACAACGCAAUUUGGGUUCUGCAUCGAAACAGAGGUUCUUCAGCCGAGUGGACAAUUCUACGGAGAUCCUCUCGUUGAGCCCAUGGUGGAAAGGAUUCUUCGGUUGGCAGCUGCCAGCCUGGGCCAAGUGGAUUUUGAUGACAUCGGUUGUGCCGACGUUAAGUUUCUUUGUUCUCGCCCCGAUGCGCGGCUGCUGCGAAUGGUUUGUGGUGCUACCUGUGGAUGCAAUGAUCCUUUUGCCUCGGCUUGGCAUAAGGUGCCAUCGCAGGGGUGUAUUCCAUCCUGCUUGCAAUAUGCCACGGAUCAGUUGGCGGCAUCAACUUGCGAAGACCAACUCGUGCAAGAGGAAUGGGAACUAUUUUGGGACCUCUACCCAGAUGCCAUCAGUGCCUUUUUCAACACUGAUGUUAGCCAGUCAUCAAUCUAUCCCGCUCUGGUAAACCUGUCCAACGUCAUGAAGUCUAUGGGCUGCUCGGCGCUGAGGAACCCCAGCUUUCAAGAUGAACUUGUGUCCCGCACUCGCUGGUGUGAGGGCUACUUGCCUUUGUUUCGGCCCCUCGCUGGCCAUUGUCCUGCAUCUUGUGGCUGUGUUGGAGCAAGUCCGCUGCCAGUGUAUUGUCCCAGCAGCUGCGCAGCUGUGACAUCUGCAUGAAAUAUUGUGGCUUUGGCAUGGUGGCAUCUCCAAACAGCGUCAUUGUGUGCCAAAUUAGUCUUCCCAUACAUAAGCUGUAUAUGCAUUUUCGGGGAGACCAUGUUUCCUGAACACUUAUUGCUUGUUGAGGUGCGUGGGAUAUAUCUUUAUCCGAACCUUGGAAGGAAACAACCAAAUUAGACACUACAAAACAUGGCAAUCGUCUCGCAAGUCAU